Plasmodium cynomolgi strain B is the source of this 752-nucleotide messenger RNA. RefSeq lists its product as hypothetical. The record is from RefSeq and is a predicted model, not a curated record. The annotation marks the transcript as partial. Lineage: Eukaryota; Apicomplexa; Aconoidasida; Haemosporida; Plasmodiidae. The transcript has a single exon.
GUUCAUAUAAAGAACACACAAAUGUGAUAGAAAGUUAUUCUAUAGAUUUUAAUAGCAUAUAUAAUCCCGGAUGCGGAGAUAUUAAAUCAGAAUAUGAAGGAUUCAGUAACUUAAUUGAUCUAAAUUCUUGCAAUAAAGUUAUGAUGUAUAUAUAUCAUACAAAUAUUUUGCUUCCAGAUAUAUAUAUUGAUAAUAGAUUUAUAUAUUUGUAUUACUGGAUAUACGACUAUUUAUUACGGGAUAAUAAAAAACAUGAACUGGCGUGGCAAUUGUACAAAAGCUUCCUAAAUAAAUAUAUCGAUGUAGAUAGUGAUCAUGUUAUGUGUAUAAAAUAUUUGAAUAACCCCAAUGAUGUUAUAUUCACAAAAUCGGCUAAACUAAUCGAACUCUAUGAGAACUUCAAUAAGAAUGACAAACAUUUGAACUGUGAUUUCGCAAAAGAAUGUUCAGAUUUAUAUAUAGAGUAUUUAAAAGAAUGUAAAAAUAAUGACAAUUAUUACUGUAGAGAGCUAAAGAAUUUUAAACAUAAUUAUGAAGAAAAGAUGAUAUCUAUAGAUAAUUGUAAAGGUUUAGAGAAAAUUUUGCCAUCUUUUAUAAAACAAGAUCCUCGUAAUAUUAUAAUAAUUCCUAUGAUUAUACUAACAACUUUGUCCUUUUUUUUUUUGCACUGUACAAAGUUAAAUUAUUUUAUUUACCGAUUAAUAAUAAAUAUUACAUUUAUUAUUACAUAUUUUUCAAAAAUAAGAGGAUAA